This is a messenger RNA of Entrophospora sp. SA101, 129 nucleotides long. The record is from the annotation of a GenBank genome assembly. NCBI's taxonomy places the organism in Eukaryota, Fungi, Glomeromycota, Glomeromycetes, Entrophosporales, Entrophosporaceae.
AUGACUGGUCCAUUUACAAGUUCCAUAAAAAUUGGAUUAAUGGCUACAAAGAUCAACCUGACAAUCAUACUCUGCACUAUUACUAAUACCAGUCAGAUGUCACAAAAAAUCAAGAAAGAAAAUACGUGA